ACCAAACAAGCCCUAAUGUUGUGUGAACGUGCUUAAACCCGGAAACGUGAUUCGUUGAUUUCAUUGAAUCAUUGCAUAGAUGCAGUGAAAAGCAAAUAAUCUGAAAGUGGAACAGACAAAGGAGAGAACAUAGCGUUUAGGGGCAGACAUGUAUCACCCAACCAGAGGUGGCGUUCGUGGCGGUCGAGAUCAAUUCACUUGGGAGGAUGUAAAAGUUGAUAAACAUAGGGAGAACUAUCUUGGCCAUAGUAUCAAGGCCCCUGUUGGAAGAUGGCAGAAAGGGAAGGAUCUUUUCUGGUAUGCCAGGGAUAAAAAGUCCCAAAGUGCAGAAAGGGAGGAUGUAAAAGAAGAAAUAAAAAGAAUCAAGGAAGAGGAGGAGCAGGCCAUGAGGGAAGCUCUUGGCUUAGCUCCUAAGCGUGGCAACCGUUUUCAAGGUAAUCGUCUUGAUAAACAUGAAUUAUCAGAACUGGUAAAGCGAGGGUCUACAGCAGAAGACUUAGGUGGAGGUCAUGCUGAAGCAGCUAGGGUUCAAGGUCUUGGUUUUGCAAGAGCACCUCAACCUUGGGAAGAACCUGGUUCUUCAAAGCAUGCACUUAAUGUUACACCAGCUGAGGUAGAGAAUGUAUCGAUGCUCAAACAAUCCGUGCCAGAGGCUGAAGAGGAUCCUGAAGAUGAAAGUAGAAGAAAGAGGAGACGUGAGGAGAGGAAGGAAGAAAAACGUGAAAAGCGCGAGAAGCAGCAUUCCCGCGAGGACAGGAAGCAAGAGAAACGUGAGAAGCGUGAGAAGCGAGAUUCUCGUGAUUCAGAUGACAGGAAGAGACACAAAAAAGAUAAGGAGAAGAGGAGACAUGAUUCAGAUUGAAUAUACUCUCUGGGGUUUUCUCAUCAUCUAAUGUGAAUUGUCAUGUUUUUUUAGUUUCAUAACUCAAUAUGGAUGGUGUAUCUUGGUGAUUGACAGUGCAAAAUGCCUGCUCAUUGGCACUAACAAUCAGGCAUUCUUUGUAAUGUUUAAAAUUGGAAAUUCGUGUUGAGUAAUGAAGCCAAUUAGGCUUUGAAAUUGGAGUAUUCUUGCUUCCUAUAUAAACUGGGUAUAAUAUUCAGUAACUUUGCCUU
Molecule: messenger RNA, 1113 nt
Organism: Abrus precatorius (Indian licorice)
Lineage: Eukaryota; Viridiplantae; Streptophyta; Magnoliopsida; Fabales; Fabaceae
Product: multiple myeloma tumor-associated protein 2 homolog
Exons: 4
Coding region: 149-862 (237 amino acids)
Source: RefSeq, a predicted model, not a curated record